AUGAAAGAAGUUGGGGUUGUUGUACACAAUGUAAAGCAGCUUAGGAUUGAAUCAAGCGGAAAACCAACUCCAAGGGGAACACAGAGAGAUAAAAUGGCUGCCAACUCUCGACGCCGGAAGAAGGCAAGAAACAAAAGGUACUGGUACAAAACUAUUGAUUUUAUUUUCAUUUGGUAUUUUUUUAUCAGUUAUCAGAACAGGAAGUAAAAUUUUUUAGAAGAGGGCGAGGUAUACGUGCCGGGUGACAAACUGUUGAUCGUUAUGGAGAACUUUUUCGACGUUUUUAUUAUACUAUACAAUAAGUUGAUAUUGGGUAAUAGAUGAAACACCAACCGGUGUUUACAAAGGAACUUGCAUUCUAUUAAAAAAAUUAAAGGAAAUUUUACAAAGGGUCGGCGGCAGUAAAAUUUAACUUGGAAGUGUACCAUUUUCUAAUUUAGGGAUUACAACUACAGUAGAAAACAAGCUUAUGCAAGUUAUUGUUUUAAAAGAAGCUAAAGUACUUGAGUCGAAAUGUGAAAUAUGCAACUUAAAAAUUUUAAAGCAACCAAUUCAAAUUUUGAAAGCUGUUAUGUUUAAUGUAUAGAUUAAUGAUGGAAUUCAUCAGACAAUGCUUGUAUGUUAUUUGUGAUCUGAUCUACUCGGAGAGAUAAAAAUAAGAUAUGUAAUGUUUAUGUCAUCACCCAGCCUGUCUCAAAUAAUGAGUACUUCCUGAUCAAACCUUCCAAAAUAUAUAUAUCAUAUAUCCAAAAAAAAUAUACAGUGGCAGAUCCAGGGGAGGGCCCCCCCUUAUUUUUAGACCGAACUGAGACCCGAAAAGCUGAAAAAUUUUUUGGGGGAGACCGCCCCCACCCCCCCUUAUCUAAGGGUCUGGAUGACCGGGCCUCCCUGCUUCUCUCAAGGUCUAGAUACCGCACUGAUAUAGAUUUCUUUUUUGGGAUAUGGAUACAUUUCCCUCAUUCUCUAUAAUAAUACUGUUAUACCAUGCAUCUGUACCUCUCCUGCGGAGGGUUAUUGGUUUGAAUCACCCCCACCCCCCUUUGGAAAUUCCAGUUUAGGUACAGACUUUCCUUUCAAAGUAAUAGCCUUUUUAAGUCCUCUUCUCUUUGGGAUUUUCAUUGACCCUCUAUUGGGCAGGAAGGGAUAAUUUUUGGUCCUUAGGAAGACUGCACAAAUUGUUAUAAUUAUUAAGGUACGUAAAAAAGUAGCAGUUUGUAUUUAAGGAGAGUUUUCUCAUGUUGUUUUAUGAAGCCAAUGGAAGGAAUUUAUUGCAAUAAAUUCAAGUAGGAUAAUGCUUGUUUCUGUUAAAAUUCUGUGGGUGAUGAUAACAUACAUCCACUGACCAGGGAAGAAGGGCUAGUAGCUGAAGAGUUUCACAGCCACUACUCUAGAACAAAGACAAUUUUACAUUGGGUGAAAUUGCAUUGGAAUGAAGCAUCCAGAGUACCUGUAUCGGGUAAUGGAAAACAAAUGAACAACAUUAACAAGAUGGUUUUCGCCAGGGGUUUUCUUUCCUUGUUUCCAAUUCCUCUGACAUCAAAUGGACACUCUGACAACGGAUUCAAAAGUGUGGAAUUUUAAGUUAAGAUGGAAUCCAUUAGGAAAUUGAGUAAUUUUAAUUUUCAAUGGAUGAAAACCUUGUACCAGAAUACUUUCAAUCACGUUGCAUUCUUUUAUACACUUUUCGAGGGCUAUAAAUGUAGUAAGUUAUAAGUCUAUAUGAAAUAACUCCGAAGAAAAUGUUCUAGCGAUUAUAUGUAUGUGUAAUGAAAUGGUGACGAGUGAAAUUAUUCCCUAAUUUCACGAGUAUACCAUUUGAUUACCUAUUAAUAUCAUGGGUGACGAAUUACGUUUGCAGUCUUGGAUUUUUGACAUUUUUAUCCUGGAUCGUAUCGAUCGAGAACUCCUGCACUCUCUCGAAGAGAGAGAAUUUGGCUUAAGUUCAGAGUUUUUCGACAAAAUACUUGCUCUUUCAUGUGUUCAGGUUUUCUAGGGUUAGGGUUGUUAUGCCCUGGCAUUUUCAUUCAUGAUAUUUUAAGACUUUGUCGCCAUCUGGACACUGAGACGUAUGGAAGGUUGCCAUGGCAAUUUUGUACCUUGAAAUUACAAAUUAUUGUUAAAAUUUCGCGCCAAAAUUAAAGAGUAAUUCGUCACCUAUGAUAUUAGGCUUGAAAUAUUCUGGUAUAACGUUUUUGUCCCCUUGAAAUUAAAUUACUCAAUUUCCUGAUGAAAAAAAUGCAUCUUAAUCACAUUCGAAAGAAAAAUUGUAUGCAAGCUGACUUCACCAAGCAUGAGUCAAUCAUAUAAUUGAAACUCUGUGGAGCAAAGAAGAAAGGAAAGGUUUACAUUGGAUCAUAAGAAAGAGAAUUGUAAGCAGGACUGAAAUGCUGUUUUCCCCAUGCUGUCUACUUCUAAUUAUGAUAGGUGAAAACUAGCCAUUAGAGUUUUAAUUCCAUUUCUUUCUGAUUCCCCCCCACCCAUUUCAAAUGGGGAUACCCCCACCCCCCAGGCAUUUCACCACAACAGAUCAUAAGUAAUGGAGUUGUAAGCAGAAUCAGAAUGCUUUUGUUUAUACUACAUUCUUGUCUAGUCUGUAGGCCUCAUUUUCCGCUUGGCCUAUGGGUUCCGGGUCACAUGAUCCACCUCACAGAAAAAGACUACAUUGACCUAAAAGGCCUAGGAAGACACUGCACAUAAACUAGGCAAAUUACACUCUACAAUAAUUCUGAUUAUGACUCCAACUCCAUUGCAAGUGAAAACCAACCUUCAGAGGUUUAUUUUUAUUUUUCUGACGUUCUGAAGUGCAAUAGCCAAAGUCAACCAUUUUUUGUUGAAGAUACUGGCUUUGAAGAGGUAUUGUCUUUCUGCUUCUGAACAUCUGGGAAUUAUGAAGCUCCUCUGCUGUUCUCCACAUUUGAUUGAUGUCCAUCUCACACUUGAGAUUUGAGAGCCAAUAACUAAAUUUUUAGUGGGCUCAAUUUCUUCUGUAUCUCAAGUCUGGUCUUUGAUCCUCCUCAAAGAGAGAUGAGAACAUUAAUUUUUCAAUGGCCUUUUUUUGACACAGACACUUCAGUUCUGUUUCGACUUUAUAAUGAAUCCAUCUUUAUUGGUCAAAGACAGGCCCAUAUAUAUGGGCCUUAAACUGUGCAGGUAUAUAGCACUAAAACAAAACUGAAUGCAAUUAUGCUGGCAAUUUGGCAAAGGGCUGAUGUAACAAAUUUAGUCCUCCUGGGACAGUGUAGUUUUGGCCCUGAGGAAGGCUAAUUUUGUUAGGCAACAUAUUGUCCUGAAAUAAAUCAGCCCUUUGCCAUAUUGCGAGCCUUCAAGUGGCGUCUGGCAGUAGCAUCUCUACAUUGGAGAUCCGGCAAGAAAGUCAACCAGUUGGUUUUAGUUAUGCGUUCAGUGGACAUUUGCAUUCAACAACAACAACAACAACAACAAUAUUUAUUUUCAUUCCCAUUUACAAGUGGUUUUUAUAUAGCACUGGUGCCCGCAAAUUUAGAAUUAAGGCAACCCAUUCACCAGUCUAUGCUCAUCGACACAUUACACCCUUAACUACAACUUGUGAGCGAAAUAUAGGCAAACGCAGCCUCUUUAAAGUACAACAGCUUUUUGUAGAGGUUUAUAACAAGCAGGUGAGGACAAUAUUGGUUAGGGGGUGGUGGGGAGGGGGACCUAGGGGAGGGUCUGUUCUCAUAAAAGGAGGGACAGGUGGUGCUUUAUCUUGCUGGCAAAAAUGCUGAAACCUAGAAGGUCUGGAGGAGUCCUGGAGUUAAACAGUCUUGAGAGUAGUCGGCCAGGGGGGUCUUCGACCAAUAUUUGGGUAUAGGUGAGGUGCUGAGGGUUUGAAACCCUGACUCUGUUCAGGAAAAGUGCAAUAACCUCAAUUUUAUUACCCUGCUUAGGAAGAAGACAAAAUGCACAUCAUCUUGUUUUGAAGUCAUUUAUUGGCAAUUACAAUAAUAAAAUUGAACAAAUUUAUGUCAGGUCAGUUGGAUAAAAACACUCACGGCCGAACCAACACUCAGGGUCUUUGAAUAACUGAGGAGAAAGCUAGUGCUGCCUUUUUAAAAACAUCUGCAAACGGUUAGACGUUCUAGUCUUCUCUGAUAAGGACAAUAAACCGUAGGCCCAGUCUCACAACCCUUGCAUAUAUAAAUUCUGUGGGACGUUAAAGAACCCACACACUGUUCGUAAAGAGCAGGGGACAUAGUCUCCGGUGUGGUGGUCUAUCUCUCUUGGGGGGAGGGACUGUCACAGGCCUGCAGUAUUUAGCGUCAUGCUGUUGCGGUGACCCUGCCAAUAAUUGGCGAAUCUAAUAAAAUAAAAAUAAAAAAAAUAAGCAGGUUGAGUUUCAAGAAAAUAUAAGGGCUUUCCUCCCUCAGGAACAAAGCAAGCUGUCCAUAAUAGUUGGUUGUGUGUAUGAAGCGGGUAUCAAUAAAGUUGAUAAAGCGAGAAUUGACUGUACACCCCCCCCCCCCGCCAGGUUUAGCCAGGUUUCUUCACCCUUUACGCCUCCUAUUAUUCUGGUUUUCUGAGGAUACAGAUUAGGAGAAAACAUGACAUGUAGCAGCUCGAUCUGAGGCAUUCUGAAAGUUAAGGACUCAUUAAAAAGCUGCUGAAAGUAAUAUUGUCCCUAAGUUGUGGUCUUGAAAAUCAAUGUUUUGUUUCCUAGAGGCAAAGGACAUUUUUCUAAACCUUACAAAAAAUGUUAAACUUUCAUCUGUUUCAUUGACCUUGAACUUUCUUACCUAAAUAUGAUUGUUUGGGAAUUUUUCAAUUAAAUGUCAUUUUCUAUGUGCAAUCAUUCGCUUGAGAACGUGUACCACCUUAAGGUUUAUCUAUAAUAUUUCUGCAGUGAUUGCUGUUGAAAAAAAAAGGCUAUUUUUCUGUUCAAUUUUCAUGUAUUUUUUUUGUUGUUUUUCGAUCUGUAACGUGAAAUGCUUUCAUUAAUUAUUCAUAUAUUUCACAGCCUUAAUUGCUACGAUUAUUUUUAAACUUUACUUAAACAGAACUCUUUUCGUCAAUAAAUUUACUACCUUUCAAGCUGUUUAAAAAUAUAAUAAUAUAAUUAUACAUUUUUUUUGUCAUUGAAACUGAGCAAUUGAAUUUUAAAAUUUAUUCUACAAAUUAUUUCAUUUCGUGCUUGAAUGUAUCAACAAUGAAAAAGCGCCCUGCGUGACGCCUUGCGUGUUUCCACGUACGCACGCACUUUGUUGAAAUUGCACAGAUUUCAACUCGGAUGAAUUCAAAAGAAAGAAAACAUUUCAAAAAAUUGCACAGAUGAUUUUCGUUGUAUUUAGUUCGUAAUAACUGACCUCCGAUUAUAUUUGUUUGUUAAGAGUACAACUUGAGUUAGAAGUAGUUUAGUUUGAAAUUAAUCACUUAAAAAGACCGGAAAGAUAUUGGAGUGGUUAUUUGGUAGUGUACACGCUUUUCCCAGAAUAACGAGAGAAAUACAAACCGAGAUAACGCUUUUCUUAGCCAUGUGACAAAAGGCGGUGACCGAUGUGUGACCCUGCUCCGUUCAAAGCUCUUUAUUAUUAGCAGCGAAAAAAAUAUUUUCAUAAAUCUAGUGUCGGCUGGUCGGCCGUAGGAAAGCCCCCAUAUCGGAUGUUUAAUUCCGGGGGGCGUUGCUCUAGAGAUCGACGCUGACAGUCAAUUCUUUUUAGUCCAAAGUAAAUAUUUGCUCUGUUCUUUUCCUUUACAUUUUCGACAGGGAGACUUCGACGGAAACUCGUGUAUUCAGUUUCGAAGUUGUUUUCUUUCGUGCUACAAGAUUGACAUGUUUUAUUUUUGUCAUAUCUGUGUUUUGCAGCGCACUCCAAUGCUUCACUCGGUUUGUCGCUCACACUAUUGUUUCACACUUUCCGUGACGGAAAACCAAAUUGCCUUAUCUUUUGUUUCCUGAAGUAGGUAUAAGCGCAGAUAUUUUUUAUUGGAUGAAAGGAAAAUCUUGUGGCGUCAUUGCAGGGAACAAAAAGAAAAAAUCGCAUCCUUUUAUAUGAAUCUCGUUCGAAAGGAAACGACUUUUUUAGAAUUAGGUCCCCCGGCUAUCAUUAUCACGUGAUGUACACGGCACCUUUGAACCAAUCAGGAGGCUUAAACGAAAAAUGCGCAUAAUAGCUUUCCAUCGUCGGAAAACAAAUCGCCAUCUUGAAUUUGGUUGUUUGGGAUAACCUUUGGAAUUACAAUUCUUUGGAGAUGAUUUUGGUUUUUAACAUCUUCGAAGAUUGUUGAGGUCUUAAAGUUUGCUUUCUACGGAUUUUGCGGUCUCUGCUGGCGGCAAAUUUCGCAGCUAUGCCUCCUGUAAAGCGUUUACAGAAAGCUAGGUAUGGAGUACGCAGUAAUGUUGAAGUGUCUAUCUUGCUAAGUACGAGUGGAAAUAAUACGGCAACAACGCCCGAUAACUGUGAUCACUCUGUGCUUUGCCCUAUUCUAUUUCAAACUGCAUAAAUCGCGAGUAUUGAGAUCCACUGAUGUCCAGUUUUUUUGCUGUUUUUCAGGACGAAGAGUACAGACAAUUCAAGGUAACGUACGAUAACGUUUGUCAUUUUGCUAGAUUCAUACAGCGUCUUGAGUCUUUCCGUAGAACCCCAACGGAUCGUAGGCGAUCGAAAAGUUUUGAAGGUUAACAGCUGUUAGCUGAUAGGAUUCAUCAGUUAAGAUUCGCUUAAAACGGAAAUCGUCGCCUUGUAUUUGCUUGUAUGCGUGUGUGGAGAACAUGUAACAUCGAACAACUGCAAGAUUGAAUAAUAGUCUUCGAGAUCCUCCUUGUAAGUGCAAGUUAUACCACGAUACCCUUACGUCGUAGCAUUGAUGUCUUUAAGAAAAGAUCCAAUUUUUCAGGGUGAAGAUCGUUUUUUCCAAACAAUUUGGAGUUUGUUUUUUUUUUCGCCGCAACCUUGUUCGAAACGCGGCGAACCCGGUGCCGUGCAUAAAUUAGCCAAGCAUCAAUCCAGUAAUUGAGAAGUCUCGAUUUCUGUCGCUCUAUUUUUCUGUCAAUUUAAGAACAGAACGCGAAAGCCAUUGUAUAGUGAUUUGUUGGGGUUGAUUCAGGUGGUUAGGGUAUGGUUUGAGGGCGUUUUUUCUUCUCGCGGAACAUCGAGGAACGAAGAACUUGUUUAUUGUAUGUUCAUAACAUAUUAGUCGAAUUGAAGUUCUGCGAAUCGGCUACUUUGGAAUCUGUGAUCACGCAAACCAUUAGAGUCCUUCAAAAGUGACUUUAUUUGCCGUGGCAGUGUGCAACUGGCCCAGUCGCAUUUGCAUUGAUUGUUUUUAAGUCGAAGGUAAAAGUUUGGAGUGUUCUUGGCCUGGCUGGAGACUUUUUUGUUUACAUUUGCUCUUGUCGGAAAAAACCAUGUAUGUAAGUGUAGCUCAUUUUCGCUGAAACAGACAGCUGUUUUCGCGUUGUUUUCAUUGUCUUAAAAUGGUGGAUCUCUUGUGGCAGUCUUCCUGCUUCAUUUAGCGGUAUUGUCUGGUACUUUUAGCGAGAAAUUGAUUGUGUUUCUGUUUAUGUUAUAGUCAAGCACGAAAAGCUGUCGUAAUUUGCGCGUGUACGAACGAAGCAAAUAUGCUUUUGUUCUUGAUUAAUUACGGAAGGCUUUGAGGUUAACGGUAUUUUCGCUGGCGGUGGUGCCGGUGUGAUUACCGUGAAACGCGAAUAUAGGAUUGUUUUUUAUAAAACCUGUUAUUAGCGGUGUCUUUAGUGUUAAUUCGACAAGGAUAUGUACUUCAUUGUACGUACACUUUCACUGUUUUCUAGGUGAGAGUUUAAGUCGUACAUGAAACUUUUAGAAUAAGAAGACAGUAGUAUAAUAUUUUUUGCCGUAACAAUAGUACUCUGGUCUGGAAUUUCUCAAGCAACGGGCUUUCCUUUAAUGUUAUUAUAAUAAUUUGUCUCAGAAUGUUAUUUCUUCACCGUUUCAUUUCCCACGUUCACGAAAUUAAAUUCAGCUGAGAUUAAAAAUUUAAUGAGGCCACGUUUUAGCAUUGAAUACCAACUUAAUGCUGUUUUUAGAAUACAUUGCUUACAGUGGAAUUUAUACACAUAUCCAGACUUAUUAGAUUUGCUGAAGCUGUUGAAGACAGUGUCCAUAGUUGAAGUUUAAUCCAGUAUUAAAGUUACCUAUGAAAAACAAGAAUGCUGAAAACGAAAUAAACUAUGCAUUUUUAAAAGUAAAGCCGUGUAAUUAUUUUUAGAUUUGCUAGUUAUAGCAGCAGAAAAGUGUGUUCUCAAGUGGCUUUUUUUGUAGACUACCGGUUCUUACCUUGUGUUGUUUCAGCCUGUUCUGAUAUGCAUGUAUAUAAAAUAUUGUGUUUCAUCUUAUUGUUUGAUGUAAUCAAAGUAUUGCGAUAUUUUUGCAAGACAUGAAUUUCUUCAAUUCCAUUGGUAACACCCUAGCAAGAAUUUGUACUGUAAUGUCUUGAAUUUAGUUUCUCUUUUCCUGACCUUCACAAGUCAACAGGCACCUGUUAAAUUCCAUGUAAAUAAGUCGGGAAAAUAAAAACAGUGUGCUAAUCAAACAUGACAUUUUCUCGAUUUUAAGUUGCUUUCAACAAGACAUUUUCUGAACUGGUUGGGUUUUUGGUAAAAUUGUCACUUUUCAUGAAAGUUUUCUUGUUGUUAGAUCUUGUCAGUCUAGUUUUUAGAGUCACAUGAUUCUGUGAUCCCUUUUUUUCCCUCUUAAAAGUUGUGCAGGGUUUUUAGCAGCAUCCCUGAAAAAUCAGUUAUGCUAGGCAUGACCUGAUACUCACUAUAAAAUGGUGUGUUGCUGAAUUAUGAUCUUGUGAAUUACUUAUGCAGUGGAAUGUUUUUGGGUUGUGUAGAAUUCAAAUGCAUCUUGGAAUGGUCUCUGAGACACAGUUUUGCCUCAGAACUCAUGUUAGCUUCAUUCAUGUAGCUCAUGGUCUGAAUAACUUCUUUUUGUUCAAGAGGCCCAUUUUUAUUUAUCACAGCAAACUGUAUUAAAAUCAGAAACCUUAACAUGUAUGGUUAAAUCUUCUAAAUGCCUUCCAAAACAGAGAAAAUGAAUUUACCUUUACAGAGCUACAUGCAUCUAAGUUAUACUGGUUUAAUUACAGUGCAUGCCACAUUUGAGACAUUGUCUUCUCUCUUUAAUUUACCUAGCAUUUUGUGUAUUGUUCGUGCUAGUUGUCUUUUUAGCUUGUUACUUAAAUUAAUUUGCUGCUUGCACAUGGCAGUGAAUUGUGUUGUGGGAGUAAAUGCACGUGUGCAAAUAAAUCGAACACUGGUGACAUUGUGCCAAACUGAAAAGGUUGACGAGUCUCAGGCUUUCUACGUAACUAAUGAAAUUAACAGCGGUGUGAAAUGUAUAAAGAAGCCGAUAUCUCUAUUUCUUCUCAUGAGGAAAUCACAUGUGCGCUAGAGGUUUUUCCUUAAAGUGUUUUAUCAAGAUAUCUCUGGUACAGUGUAUGUGUGCGAACAUAAUGCCUGUCAGAUGGCAGCUGGUUUAUUAGCUUUACACCUUGCCUUCAGUAAAUAAAUUGAUUUUUUCUUGGCUCACCAGAGGUAAAUUAAACUGUUCAUCUCAAGCAGCGCAAGAUUUCAAAAGUCAAACCCACCUCGUGAUAAUAUAGUCAAGUCUCAUAUGGAAGCUGUCUCAAAUGUUAAACAGUCUGGGCUUCUAAAUUGGUAAACACUUUACAGUGUUUUCAAAAAAGCAGCUCAGACAUGCAGUCGAUAUGCAUAUUUCCCAGACAAACGAAAUGUGUACUAAGGAUAGAUCAAUACACUUGUGAUAUUUCUUUGUCUGUUUGGCUUUUUUUGGCAUGGUAGCAUCCCCUUUAAUAAUAAAUUUACCUUCCCAAAAGUAAAUCUACAUCAUAAAACUGAAUUAUUACUGCUUUGUUGUCCUAUUGUUUUAACCUUUUAAAACUUUUUUUUGCAUUCUUCACAUCUUUUAACAGUUAAUGCUGUUUGACUGAUUGACUUUACAGGUCAGAAAUGGUGUCAUGGAUUGAGAUAAGUAAUUUAAAAACAAGUCGAAAGCCAUGUGAUAAAUAUAAUUAGUUAUAAAAAUACUAUUUUGUUGCUCAUGGCAACAGCAAGAUCACCGGUCAUCAUGCCACACUCAGGCUAGUUUUGUUUUUCGAAAAAGAAUCAACACCAUACAGUACUUUGCAUUUGACCUUGAUGUACAUCAUGUAGCCAGGGUAACUGUGCGUUAAUUAUUUGGUCAAUGUUCCUUAAAUUGAAGUGCCUUGUUUAAAUAAUGUUGUACUGAAAACCUGAUCAAGAAUUCUUAUACAGGAAACAAUUUACAUGUAUCUCAUGGCGGGUUGAGUGAUGUUGUGUUUGUUUGUGGUCUUAACUGUUUUAUCCAAUACUUUUAAUCCAUCAAGAAUUAAAUUUCAAAGUUCCGAACUUUUACGGCUAUUGUGAACUGUGAUCUUAACUUGACUAGUCAUGAGGUUAGGGCUGCAGGUUUCCUCUGUAAAGAAUUUUUUUGAAAUAGUUGAAUGUGUCUAAGUGUCAUGAAACUGAAUUUUGCUGUUUGGUUGGAAAUGUUAAGCCACAUAUUUUAUUUAAAAGCACUAAUAAAGCAAGAUGUACUUGUACCACAAUGUAUGGGGUUGUGCUUCAAGUUAAUAACAAGAGUUGCUUAAAACAGUUUACCCAAGAAGCAGAAAAUUAUUGACAAAUAGAUAUUGUUUAAAUUAAACAGGUAAAUGAUUCAUGUUCAUUUCCUUCUUGAUUAACCCUUUACUCCUAGCUCAAACUUUUCAGUCUGUGGAAGAAACUUUUGCAUUUUACUAUUUAAAUCUUAGAAUAAUAUUUUUAACAAACGAAAUUAUUUUUUUGUUUAAGUUUUCUUUGGCCACUUUAAAUUUACCUUUGUUCUCGAUUAGUUUACAACUCUCUGGGGAGAAACUAACUCCUGGUCAACUUGUACAUUUAUUGUUAUUUAGUGUUAACAGUUUAAGGGUUGUGGCCAUUUAGCUUUGAUUCUCAGGAAGGAGGCCUUUGUUUUCAUUAAUAUGUUGAAACAUUUUAUAAAAUAACUAAGAUAGUAUACACACUCUGAUUGGUUAAAAGCCUAUGGUCUAUUGUAAGGGUAAACUCAUAGCAAACUUAAAGUUAUUUUUUAAAGCAUUAGACCACACUUUCUAUGGGUUUACCAGCGUGAUAACUCACUUGGGGUGUUGGGAGAACACUCGAAAAGCUUGUAAAUCACUUGCCUUCAGCUCAUGAUUUACAAGCUUAAAUGUUUUGCUCUUGCUGACAAAUGAUAUGCCUGUUAAAAAAUUAUUUGCAGCCUCUUUAGUCACCCUGCUACAAUGUAUAAGGGUCUUGUUGCUCUUUAUCAUGUACCACAACGUUAGAUAAGACUUACUGUACAUUUGCAACCCAAUGUAUUUGUUUACUUUACUCGACAGACCUUCAGUUUGACUUUCUCCUGUCAUGUGGUAGUAAAUUUAUAUGCAUGAACUUGUCAGAUUUGUUUAAUAUUACAAGAAAAGUAAUUUACGUGUGGUAAAAUUAUUGCUAGUCUUACUAGAAUGUAUUCUUUGAUCAUUCUCCAUGUUUUUUUUUUGUAAGGAAGUAAUUGAGAAUUAUUGCAGUUUACAAUGUUUUUCACACUGUAAACUUUAAAAAUUGUUCGGGUACUUACGGUUUAGCUUUUGUCUUAUGCAAUAAAGUUCAAUAUUUUUACAAGGUAAAAGAAGUUUAAAAUGAUUUAUUUUUGCUAGUUUGAUUGUUUUUACUAUUACUUUCUCUAAAAGCUCAAAUAAACCAGAAAAAUUAAAUAACCCACAGUUUACACUACUCCUCAGCACUUUAUGUACUUGAAACAAUAAUUAUUUUGACGAGUUCAAAAUAAAGUGUGCUAUGUUUCAUAUAAAAUAGUUAUGUUGGGUUCCCUUUGAACAUUCCUUUUGUUGAAGUAGCUAUUUUACCAUGUGUGAUGUUUUAUUUAGGUGUAUAUAGAUGUUUUUUCCAAGGGACAUAAACUUACAUGUAGUUUAUGUAUUGGAUCAAUAAAUCAAAAUCCACUGUGUAAAAAGGUUGUCAAAAUUAUGUAAAUUAUUAGGGAAAAUAUUUCCAAAAACAGUUUUUUUGUCUCACAAACGCAGCACUGGUGUUGAGAAAACAGAUUUUUUUUAUCUCUGCUGUUUUAAAUGUGGACGUGCACUGAAUCUUAAAGAUCUUCCGUCUUGCUUUUUGUUUAAACCAGUGAACAAUGACAAAAUUUCUGUUGGCAUUCCAAUAUUGUUAUUUUGGUGGACAAUUAAUCUUUUCUGGUGUCAGAUGCAUCUUUGUUCUCUCUUUCCAGUUGUUUAAUUUUCUUUGUGUUGGUUUCAGUUGUUUGGCGCCAUAAAUUGUUAAUCUAUUUUCGGAAGCAUUUCAGUGUGAUUCCUUUCUUUGUUUUGAAAGAAGAAAUAGUAAAAUUAGGAUUAAUACCAAUUUUGUACCUAAAUUACCUAAGUGUAAUUAGCACAGCAUGAGGGAAGGCUGGAUUUUUUCUGGUAAUAAAUAGGUAAAUAACACGUGCUUCAGUUUAAAAAUGCAAAGCCUGUGAAGCAUGUACAAUGUAGGCUUCUAUCUUAUCUCUUGAGCUCUGGGAUUUAUGAUAUACAUAGCAACUUUUUCAAACUUUUUGCCUUGUCCCAUUAUUGUGGGAUGUUAGUCUUCAACACUUGAGCGUAGGUUUUGAUGUCAGAAAGAAAAAAUUUAAGAAAAAUGCGUCAAUGGUUUAUGAAUACAAAGAAAGGAAAAUGGCACUUGACCUUGUGGUGCAGAGUGCAAGUUUUACUAGCAGAGAGGAAGCAAGUUUUAAGCUGAAGCUAUCGCAUUAGCCAGGUGGGCAAUGAAGCCCCAGCCCGCCCUUCCUUUUAAUACCUAUAUGAUGGUGUGAAAAAAUUUGAUUCUCUUAUUGUAGUUACGUGUACAUAUGCAGUACUUUACUGUGAUCAUAUCGGUAAAGUGCCACAAAGCAGUGCAUGUCCAUUCCUUUUUUAACUGUUGAACAGGAAAAAGUCACGAAAUGAGCAAAUUCAUGAAAUAUUAAUUCAUGCAUUGUGGCUGACUCUUUAGGUGUACCUCUUAACCCUUUCAAAGACAACAUAAUAAUGCGAAAGGAUUGCAAAACCUCAAAUCUACUGUGGUUAUGUUUGUUUAUGAAAUACUUGACAGUGAUCACACAUUGUAACUAUAGGAGCCACAAACCAUUCUUCUUCAUUUUGAAUGACGAAAGGACAAAGUCAGGAAGUAUGAGGUUUUAUCAAACAAAGCAUUUGACAAUGUUUAAUCUGGAAUUUUCCUCAUUUGGAAUUAGGCGAUUCUUAGAAUGAAAAGGUUAACUCAAGAUUACUUGGCUGUAAGCCACUUGGUAGUAUUACUUUUUGGUCACUGUAGAAGGGAUAAAAUUGACUGGUAUGACUUAAGAUGAAUAGCAUUGAUUCAUCAAAGUAUAACUGCUUAGAACUGUGAGACCACUUAACGCUUUCAAUCUGAAAAGUGCUGGAAUUUGCAUUCAACAAAAAAAAUACGAGUGUAUUUUGAGUGUGUAAAAUAUUAGGGCCAAGCUUAACUUGAAUAGUCACUUUCAGAUUUUGUCCACAGACUCAAAAGUUAGAACUACAAAUAGUAUCACAGGAAAGUACUGCUUAGGAGCUUUCAUUUGAAUGGUAACACCAUAGGAUUUCAUCCAGAGACUCAAAAGUUAGAACCACCUUGUACCGCAUAAUAAACGGUACCAACAGUACCGCAGGAUUUUAUUACUUCUCAGUAGCUUUUAUUUGAAUGAGACAUGUAUCGUUGUCUCCUAGUUAUUUCUCCAAUCAGAACUUUUGUUACUUGAUACCAGUGAUGAUACAAAUUUAAUGGUGAAUUUUAAGGCUGGUGAAUACAUGUACAUGAGAUGGUUUUUCAGUCAGUGACACAGGUGGCUUGGAAGAAAAAAUCCGAGUACUGCGAAUAGGAAUUGAACCUAUAACCUUCUGCUUACUAGUCUAGUCCACAUGCUUUACCACUAACUACAGGAGACACAUGAGUGUUAAGACAACUAAACUAGGUGCUCUUCAUACUAUUGCAUUAUCACUGUCUCGAAGCAUGGCUCUCCUAGAAUAGCUUAAGCUUUCUGUGGGUAUGUCAAUUAUUUUAACUUUGACUUUUGAACUAGUAAAAUACAGUACUGUAUAUAUGUUACAGGUCAAAAUAAAAUUUAGGUUGAAAUUUUUGAAAAGGCUUGCUUACAGUGGAAAGUGGACUUCUAGUUAAGAACCCAAGUAGAAAAAUACUUUAUGUGUGUAUUUUUUAUCCCUCAGUCUGAAUAUGUCAGGACAUGUCCAUGGGAGACUAUUUUUCAAUUCCGUUAUUUGAUCACGUUAGAUCACGCUAAGGACACGGUAUCAGAAACGAUCAUUACCAUGAAAUCUAGGGCUUGAAAUUUACAUAUUACUAUUAGCCUAGCAUGAUUUUCAGUAUCCUUUGUCUCUUAGCCCUAAUUCAUGGAAAUAGAGAAUCAACCUAGCUUAAAAAAUUUUAACCUGAAUUGAAUUUUGACUUGUAACAUAUUCAUGUAUGUUUACAUGUUCAAGUUAAUGGUCACACCCUAGGACGUCAUCAGCACCAUAGGAUUUCUUCGGUAGCCUAAGAAACACACUGCUUGAAGUGUUUUGUUUGAGUGGUCAUGCCAUGGGAUUUCAUCCGUAGACUCCAAAAAAUAGAACAAUCAUCUUGAAAUAUGGACUCUGAGGUUCAGAGAACUUGACUCGUUAUGUAAUGUUAUUGUGUACACUACUGAUAUAGUGCUUUACUCUUGACUAAGUAUUAUGUAAAUUUGUUUUUGAGUGUCAUUGAAGCUCACUUUAGCAUGUGCUUGUCGUGUCAUUUGCCGCCAAAGUUAAUUAUCAUACUUAUUGUAUAGGCACCUUUACAUGUGCAUGUGCAUGUGACAUUAAGUAUCCAUAUCAUGCUAUCGUUUAAUUCUACAAUACUUAAAAGCUCAUCUUUUUCUUGGACUUCAUACACUGGUCACAAAAUUAAUUUGUUAACGUCCUGAACUGAUGAAUGCUAAAAUAUCCAAAACAUUUUCCAGACUCUAAUGCCGUUGAUUUUUAGAAAUGUUUAAUUUUUAUUCUGACUGCUGCUUCUGAAUUUUGACAAACACUUAAAACCCUAUUAUCAACCUGUGGAUUCCCUACACUGUUGUCUAUAAUCAAUCUUGUACAAUACUGUUUUGGAGAAUUUGUUUCAAAAUUAGGACAGCUAAUUAUUUCCUUCACUAUCGCAACCUGUAUUUUUUAGUAGAUCCCAGUUUAUGUUUAUUAAAAUACUACAUGCCUACUUUCAUUCAGAACUGUUGAACUCCGCAAGGAGAGAUCCCGUGAUGCUGCAAGAAGUAGGCGAGGUAAAGAAAAUGCACAGUUUGAUGAGUUGGCAAAGCUUCUUCCAUUGCCUGGUGCCAUUACUUCACAGCUGGACAAAGCAUCGGUUGUGCGCCUCACAAUCAGUUACUUGAACAUGAAGCAGUUUAACCUCCCUAAGAGAGGUAAGAAUUGCAUGAAAUUUAGAGAAAGAUGAUCAAUGAUUAAGCUUUUGCUUGUAGACUUUCAGUCACAUUGCAUCUGUUUGUACACACUUGUUGUACAGAGAGUUUUUGAUUCAACUAAGUUAUAUCAAGACUUUGAACGUUAAAAGGGUGGCCUUGUUGGUGGUAAUAACAUCGCUCACUAUAGUAGGGAAAAAACUGAAUAUUUUGUGGAGGCAGUAUGGCUAAAUGGUUAGGGCGUGGGACUUGUCAUCCAGAGGCUCUGAGUUCAGUUCCCUCCCUGACUACUAACUGGAUUUGUUCUUGGUUGUCCUAAGUUAAAAUCCUCAGCAACAAAUGUAAAAUAACCAACUGGUUCACCUACUACAGUUGGGAUUCUUAACUUUGAAUUAUUUGUUUCAUUAUCCCUGAAAAGUCCCAUAAGGGGAGAGGAUAAUUAAGUAUUUAUUUAUUAUUAUUAUUAUUGUUGUUUAUUUGACAAAUUUUUUUUUACCACAGUUAAACGGUAUCGUCAGGGGUCAGACUGUUCAUUUCACUCAGAAUCCUCAGCCUCGCCUCAGUCAGAAGUAGAUGUUGGUGAGUGAAUUAGAGCACUUACUUGUAAUGUGAGAAUUAUUUGCAGCAGUGGGACCAAAGCCCACGAAAUAGGCUAUUUCCAAGUUUCAAAAAUUCGCACUUUCAAAACAAGGUUAAGUGCAAAAAUCUUUCUUGUGAAAAUGAGUUGUAUUUGAAUCAGAAUGAAAAGUCAUUCUCAUAUCAAUGACUCCGCACUUUGCCUCACUUCAAAACAGAGGCUUGGGAGAACUCAGAAAUGGCCUUUUGACAUGCUCCUAAUGUCCGUGGCAUCAUAGCUCUGAAUUUUUACAUUAAUUUCAAAUUGCUUGCAUUAUUAGUUGCUAUGAUUGUGACGUGUUAUCUAUGGUUUCGUUCAGUCAUGUUUGUUACUGUCUGUGUGUUAGUUGUAAACAAGUGACCCAGGUGUUAAUUCAAGAAUUUACAGUACAGUGGAACCUCAAUAUUACAAAGGGCUGCGGGCCUGGUAAAAUUUGCUUGCUCUAUCGAGGUUAUUUUUCAUAUACCGUUAAAUUCCGAAAAUAAGGCCCUCCAUGGAUAAGCCCGUCCAGAUAUAAGCCCCCCAAACCAGCAGUGCAAAAAAAAAGACUCCAUUAAAUCACCCUUUCAAAUAUAAUCCCCCCGGGGGCUUGUUACUUGGAAAAUUGCCCUCAAAUAGACAGUGAAAUCGAGUUUGAUUUUGAAACGCAAAUUUCCUUCUGUAGAUAAGCCUGCCAAAUAUAAACCCCUCCAAAAAUAAGCCCCUCAAAAAGGGCCUUUUGAAAAAAAUAAGCCCCUGGGCUUAUUUUUGGAAUUUUACGGUAUUUUUCUAUCACUGAGGUAAAGAAACUUGUUUGUUAUACAGAGGACUUUGUUAUAUAGAGGUUCAUCAUAUUGAGGCUCCACUGUAUGUGGUUGUCACUGGUCUCAUUGAUGGCUGGCAAGUGCUCCUGCCACUGUGCCAUGCCUUCUCACUGAGACAACAACAAGCUUCUUGUUUCUGUAGAUUUGAUCGGGUCUUUAAAAGAUAAAUUUAAAAGUAGGACCUCACCUCCUUUUUGCAGAUGCUCAUUUUGGAAGUGCAGGGAGUCCCUCGCCCAAUUCCUCACUUUCUUCACCUCCGGCAGCAGUGAGUUCCUCUGCAGGUAAGCGUUAACAAUAAAAGCGUUAAUAAUUUUUUACAUAAAAAAAUGUCAUAUCAUUGAGUGAAGGGACCAUGCUUUUGAAUACAGCAUAUUUUUAUUGCUUGUGCGAGUAAUAAUAAAGGAGAUCUGGGAUCUGCACUAGAGUAACUGUAAUACAUUUUUGGCAGUGAAGGAUAUUUGUGGCUGAACAGGGUGUGGUUUUCAGGGUCUUGAGUCUUGGGGCUGAUACAUUACAUUCAGGAUAUCUGUAAGCAUUUAUUUGCCUGUAUUUCAGGUGCAGUUUCAGCUUACAAUCCGAAUGAAAUAACUCUUCAGGACCUGGCAGAUAACAGUGGCAUAUUUUUGCUGCAGGUAGGGGUUACAUCAAAUAUUUUAUGGAGAAAGCAUUUCAUGGAGCAAAAGAUUUCCAUCACUAGCUUUUCCCCAGUUUACCUGUUGGAGAUAGUAGAGAGAAGUGAUUAAUCUUUUUUAUUAAUACUUUCCUUGUACUUACAAAUAUCUUUUCUUUUCUUUUGUAAAGGCCUUGGAUGGUUUUCUGUUUGUACUGUCUGGUGAGGGAAAAGUUUUGUAUGUUUCAGAGACAGUGUCAGUUCAUCUUGGUCUAUCACAGGUUAGUGUCCCUGUAACUGUAGCUAACUACAAUGUGUGUUUAGCAUGUCAAAUUCCUAAGUUUAACAAAAGCAAGCAAAAAGUUUGUCCUAAAAAAAUGAAAUGAAGAAUCUUAAAUACGAUUUGAAUUGCAUGUCCAGUGCAUUUACAAAGUUAGAAUCAUUGAAUGUUUUUUAUUAUUUUUAUAUAUUUGUUUUACAGGUUGAGUUAACAGGAAGUAACAUAUCAUGUUACAUUCACCCUGAGGACCACCCAGAUGUUAUGAAUGUUCUGGCAGAAGCCAGGGAUGAACUUGAGAAUUCUGAACAUGUACCAUCUGGAAGGUACACAGACAACAUCCCAUUCUUUGGAAAUCAGCAAGGUAUGUUUUGACCACACUUGACUAAUGGUGGAUUCUUCUGGUCCUCAACUCUUGGACAUCACUAUCAUUGCACCUUGCAUAUAUUGAAUUUUUCAAAAUUAAAUUACAGCAUUUCCUGGUAAUGAGAACAAUGCUGCCAUGGAAAAACCAAAGUCCUUCUUCAUGCGAAUGAAGUGUACUUUAGUACGACGAGGGGGAGCCUACACCAAGUCUUCAGGGUUCAAGGUGAGAAUGCUUUUAUAAACAUUUGCAGAAAAUAUUAGUCAUGCUCCAUUUUCUAUAAAAUUGGCCUCUUGUUUCCUGGUGUCUGAAUAUGAAGCCUUGAAAUAUUGCGUGCAUCUCCAAAAAUUUGGUUGUGAUAGUUUGGCAGCCAUUUGUGAUUGUAAAAAGCAAAACGAAAACUAAUGGAAAACCGUUUGUGAUGAACAUUUUUCGUCAAGUGCAUGAUAUAUCUCCAAUUCUUUUUCAACAGUGCGGGAACUCAAGUGUUUUUGUCUAGGACCUGAUGACACCAUAAUGGAAAAAACGUGCUUAUAUACAGCCGCUUUGAUAUUGCAUGGCAUUCAUCUCAAAGAAAACUGCUCUGCUAUAAAUUCAGGGGGAAAUAAGUGUUAAAAGUAUUAGUUUCACAACAAACUUUGUAACAAAUAUUACUGGUCCAAAUUGAAAGUAUGUAAUUAAUAUCUGUUGAGAAAAAUUGGUUGUUAAAUUUAUUGCUCCUUUCGAACUUACAUCGAACGGAUAGGAAAGUGUCAAAUGGAUAACUGUUAGUGUCUGUUUUGCCUUUCAAGGUCACAUUUUGAUUCCAACAUUCAUGUAAUUUUGCUCAUUGUUUUUCUUCUUCUGGCAACGAAUAUUAAUUUUAAUGUCUGGCAAUUAUUUUAUAGAGGCCCUGUUAGCGUAAAAACCGGUAAACAACAUGGCCUUGAAACAGCAACAUAAGACAAGAUGAAAAGGCAACAUGACAUUAAGAUGAGCUAAAUACCGACAGGGACAUGCCCUGCUCCUCAGAAAGCAAAACAACCAUAUUUGAAAUUCAGACUAGGGACAUACAUCCCCCCACCUGCAAGAGGGCCUCUUUUUAAUAUUCAUUUGAGGUUACAGAAGGCAACUUUGAAAAAAGUCAAGCUUGGAACACGGGACUGUCGUAAAAUAAUCAUUUAAGUUAUAUUGAAUUUAUUGUCUUUGAAGGUUAUUCAUUGUAUGGGAAGGAUGAAACAGUACUUCACUAAAGGCCUUCCAGACACCAAGUAUGCAUUUGUUGCUAUUGGACAGCCACUUCCUACCAUGAACAUAAAUGAGCUGCCGUUAGAGUGCAAUAUGUUUGUGAGCCGGGUGAACAUGGAUCUUAAAAUUGUCUAUUGUGAAGGAAGGUAAAUGCAACUAACAGCUGAUUUGUACUUUGUUAUUUGUGUCUGUUUUUCAUUAUUUAUUUUAAAAGACACUAAUGUUUGAUUUCUUCUGUUAGAAUUCAUAAAUUCAUGGAUUAUUUUGCGAGGGACAUUGUUGGAAUCUCUGCUUAUGACUUCUAUCAUGCCAAUGACAUUGCUGUCAUUCAAGGUCACCACGCAAAAUGUAAGCAAACUAAAUAACGUAACAUGCCAGUGCUGUAUUCAUCAUAGUUUUGACCUAUUAAUAGGUGAAUAUUGGUCAUAGGCUAAGGGGAGAUGUCAGAGGGUAACAUUUACUAUGAGCUGCAGUUAAUUGUUGACCCCCGAGCCCUGUUGCCCUUGAACAGUGUAAUAAUUUGUUUACUGUUUGGAACUACUAAUGUCUUUGUUGUGCAAUAAAACAGUUCACUGUCAGUGUAUGUUAAUCAAUUAUUUAGCUAAUUAUUGUUAAUUAUUUAUGUCAAUUGUCUGUUUCCCUCAUGUUACCAUUAGAGUGGUUUUCGUUUGAGUGUUGUAAAACCAAAACCAAAGUAAUUACUCUGGCCAAUCACAUAGGACACAGACAAUACAUUGAACCAAUCAAAACUCGAAGUAAUUACAUGUGGCUGACGCAAAGCGCAGCGCGUCACAAUUGGCUUUGGUUUUACUUCUGAUUGGAUGAAAAGGUGGCACGAAUCUUUUAAGCCAAUCGCAUCGUGUAGAAAGUGCAAAACCAAUUACUUUUCGACACUCAAAUGAAAACCGCUCUAUCUCCACAGUUCUUAACAAGGGUCAAGUUCUCACAAAGUACUAUCGCUGGAUGAACAAGAAUGGUGGCUGGGUGUGGAUGCAAACCAAGGCCUCUCUCAUCCCUCACCCCACAAAUCCUGAACUCAAGCAAAUGUUGUGUUUGAACUACAUUGUCAGGUAAGAUAAAGUCAGGUGAUCAACAUCAAAUUUCUCCUUGUAAUAUCACGCUUUAUGAAACACAGUGGUCAUGAGAAUUGAGGACAUGAUCAUACAAGAUGAAUCUAAUUGAUACUUCAACAGAUUCUCCCCACUACUUCUAUUGAAAACUUAUAGGGACAACAAAUGAGAAUUUGAAUUUUGAUGUUAGGGUUUAAAGGGUUAAGGUCGGAACACAUUCCAUGACAAGUUGCAGCAACAAGUCACAGCAACAGAUCACUCCUUGUAUACAGGUCAGGCGACUUGUUGCAGCAACAUGUUGUGGUGACCAGCACAGCGACAUAUCACUUGAAGUGUACUGGAGAAUUUUUUGAAAAUCUUUGUCUCUGCAAUAGAAUUUUGUUGCCACACCAAGUCACACAAAUUCUGUGUGAUUUGAUUUUUUGUGACAUGUUACAGGGGCAAAAUUCUUUUUUGGAGACAAAGAUUUUCACUAAAGUUCUCCAGUACACUUGAAGUGAUUUGUUGCUGCAACUUGUCACCAAGUGAGUGUACCGAUCUUUAGAGUAAAUCUUGCAUUUUGUACAUUUUUUUUCCUGGGCAAUUGGUUGUGCAAAAGUAGGGAAAAUACCAAGCUGUCAACUUUACCUGAUAACUAUUACUGACAUUUUGACUGCCUGGCUCUGCCAAGAUUCAAAAUGAAUAGUGCACUAUAAAUAAGUGGUAUUAAGAAUCAUUCUGGUUGUUGCCUGAUUGGGCAAUGUAGGACUUAGAGUUAUUGGUCCUCUACAGGCCUGUUAAGCCAUGGCAGGGCUGUCACUAAGUUUCCAAGUUGCUGGGUAUAUACAACUUAUAGAUGGGAAACUAAACAUCUAGGAAGUUUUUUAUCUUCUACUUUCCUUGUAUUUGCUCUCAAAGUGGCCAGGUGUCAUGCUCAUGGUAGCCAGGGGAAAUUCCUGGCCCACGGCCCUUCGUGACAGCCCUGCCAUGGUGUAACAAUUGCGAAAAGUGCUGCAGAUGAUACGUGCAGCCAUUUUGAACAACUCUACCACUACCUGCAUUAUCAUUUAUGGUACUAAAAAUGUUAGUACUAUCAAGUGAAACUUGGUUCAGCCUUAAUGAAUUUAAGAACUCAAAGUUGAGAGAGGCAGCGUAAUAAUGCCUAAUUUUCAAUGUAACACUGGUUGUUACCUUUGGUAAGUCUGACUGACAUACCAACCUACAUGUAUGGCGGGCUUUAAGAGUUAAAAUGUAAGCUCCAGUUGUAUGGAACAUACGGCAUUUGUGUACCUUGAGAUGUGAACAUGCUUCUAUGGUUUUGUUUUUAAAAAGUGAAGUGGAACACCGCGGAGUAGUUCUUGGAAUGAUGCAGUUAGAUGACAAGCCAUCAAUGCAACCUCGAGCUUAUAUCACAGAGAUAGAAAACGAAACUGAUGAUACUGGACAACUUAAAGACGCCCAGUUUGAUGACCAAGUCAUGGUGUAUCCUAAAUGGCAUGAAAACUGUAAGUUGUUACAUGUUUUAGAUACUACUUGCAAAGUGACAGUGCCAUCUUAACAAAGCUUCCCUGGUACCUGUAUUGAGAGUUAACCCUUUAAGCCCCAAUAUCCACAUACAAAUUCUCCAAACUGAUCUCCAUACAUUUCCUUCAUGAAUGAGUUGAGAGAAUUUGAUAAUUGAUCAAGGCAUUUUUCCUUAGGUGAUCAUUUUAUUAAUUCUCAUAACCCAAUCUCUUGACAUUGUAUGGAUAUCAUUAGGAGAAGUUGACAUUAGUCACUAUUGGGACUUAAAGGGUUAACUUGUAGGAAAAUAAAUAUUGUUGAAAUUCUGUCAACCAGUCAACCACUGUUGUUAACCUUGGAGAAUUAGAAACCUUGAGAUUUUAAGAUGAGUGUGACUACAAGAAUGAGAUUUGCUCAGUAGUAAGUAGUUGCACAUGUGAACCAGUGUAAUCUUAGCGGGAAAACCUGGUGGCGAUUGUCAUUCUACUGUGAGUUUUAGCGAGAAUGUCAUAGUGGUAAAACAAGUUAUCAAAUGGAAAGUUUUUUAUCAUUUGGCUAUCAGGGGUGGGCUUACAGUAACCUCCUUCAGUAAAAAUAACAAAAGUACAGUGAAGCUUUCCAGGUGUCUGUUUUUUGAGAAUACACAAAAUAGUCAAAUCUUGUACUCGUAGUCAUUCCCGUCCUUGAAUCUAAAGGUCUCUAAUGACUUUGAGUAAGGUGACUUACAAAUUGACAGCUAGUCGUUAUCAAAGAGUUGUAGUUUUAUGAUCUAUACACAGCUUUACAGAACCAACUGGCUAGUGUCUGUCCUGUAGGGAAUGUUUGAUUUAAGGAGAUACAACAUCUCUGUGCCUUUCUUACUCAUGAAAAUUUUGUUUAAAUAUGCUAUGGGAAUUACAGCUUAUGCCUGUAUCUAACCAGUCAACAACAUGUAGAACAAACUUACUGUGGUUAAUUUGCCUUUCAGCUGACAAACUGGUCCCUAAACCAACCCUGCUCGACCAAAUGGCCCUCACACGCUCAGGAUACACCAGAAGUACUUCCUGUGAAACUCCUUUGCUUCAAGCAGAUGAUGUGUUCACUUCUACAGCAAGUGAACCUUGUAGUAAACCUACGACAGUCACUACUUGGUCCCCACCCACUCAGAGCUAUAGUGGACAAGGUGACUCUACAAGUACGUAUAAUGAUGAGUUUGAAGACUUGACAGAGAUCAUUAAUGCGGAGUUGACCAAAAUAGAUCGUGAACUUGUCCAUUUUGUGGCUAAUGGCCAAACUGAUACAACACCGACCCUAAGUUUCCCUGAUGUAAGUGUUGAUGGUCUGCUUAAUGGGGACUGGCUUGGUGUGCCGUCAAAUGGCACCGUUCAGCGUGGUCUCUCUCUGGGAGGUCCAAAGAUUGAACCAAUUUCAAUAGAAGAGGAAGCUGAUUAUAAUCAGUCCAACAUGCCACCCUCAGGCAUUCCUUCUCAAUCAUCAGGGAAUUUACCAGUUGGUUGCUAUCCCAAUGAUACCAAGCCUAACUUGAUUCCAAUGGAACAAGAAAACAUCCCGUUUCAGUUGUCAAGUGCAAAGAUGCGGGGUGUUAACAACCCAUGCAUGUUCAGCAAUGGUAAUUCUGGUACCGAGCGAAAUUACCAGCAAAAUGCGCCUGUUCCGAAUAAUUAUUCCACUGGAAGUGCACCUAUGAUGGGAUUGCCUCAACAAAAGCUGACUGUCCCUUCCACAAGAAAUGCCAACAACUUAAAGAUGCCUGGUGCCGCACCAAGAAUUCCUGCAUACACUUCCACCCCCCAGGAAAUGGGAAUGUCUGGACAACUGACAACGCAAGGACCCACGACUACAGCAACAUCAACUGUCACUGUGGGGAGCUUCAUGUCAUCUGUACCAAAUCGUAAUGAUUUUGUACAACUGCUUAAAGAGACCAUUCCUGAUACGUUGGCUUAUACAGAUGAAAUGGUGGUUGACUUAGUUGAUGACAUGUUGGUAGACCAAGAUGAAGCUCAGCGAAGGAAAGACGAUGAGAGACUUGCUUCUCAACUUGCCUCUUUGCAACAAAGGGGGUAUGUGCAACCUGAGGUUGGAUUCAUUAAGCAGGAGGUGGUUACCCCGACAUUACCACAACAGACAUUCUCAUUUCCAAAUGUUUCCAACAGCAUUGCUACACAAGGUAGUCAGCCAGACAUAACAAGUGCAGCCAUUCAGUCGUUCACUGGGAAUCGUAUGUCUUCAAAUACCACCUUUAGUGGGCAGCAAAAUGGGACUGUAAACAAUCAGAAUGCUGCUUUGAGGUAUCAGAACGGGAAUUCUCAGUUCAUGAAUCAAGAAGACAGUAACAUGAACUUUCUGAACUCGCUGUCAAAUGUUGGACUUACAAAUAAGCGUACUGGGUUACCUGCGCAGGGAAGCAACCUGUGGAACGCUAACCCACCUUCAAAGCCAAACAUUAUGCAACAAGGGUUAAGAAACUUGCUCCAGAGCCCUAACAGUAUUCCCGCGCCAACACAAAACGCUUUGCCUGUCUCAUUGCCUCAAUCAGACAUGCCAUUCUUACCACAGCAAAAUGUCAACUUGAAUACUCAAGGCAGCUCCUUUAACAUGACUAUGGUUCCAAAUUUAAGCCAUCUGGAAACAUUGCUUCAGUCAACGCAGCUGCCCGCUAAUAACUAUCAGAACCUGAAUGGCACAAGUAUGGUUUUCAGCAAUCAAAACUCAAGAAAGGUAUGA
Messenger RNA from Porites evermanni, 24688 nucleotides. Lineage: Eukaryota; Metazoa; Cnidaria; Anthozoa; Scleractinia; Poritidae. The record is from the annotation of a GenBank genome assembly.